Messenger RNA from Propithecus coquereli (Coquerel's sifaka), 3839 nucleotides. RefSeq names its product DEP domain containing 1 (gene DEPDC1). NCBI's taxonomy places the organism in Eukaryota, Metazoa, Chordata, Mammalia, Primates, Indriidae. Gene Ontology annotation, biological process: intracellular signal transduction. Gene Ontology annotation, cellular component: nucleus; transcription repressor complex. The record is from RefSeq and is a predicted model, not a curated record. The transcript has 12 exons. The coding region runs from base 161 to 2491 and encodes 776 amino acids.
GAGUCACGUGACCUAGCCGCGCGACCAAUCAGCGCAGUCCUAUGGAGUAUUCAAAUCCGCGGCGGUGCCGACGGUUGUGGGGCGACACGGCUCUGCCAGUGUUGCGGGACCCGAGUGUCGUCUUCUGCCGCCAUGGACCCCGCCGUGCACUGACAGGCCUAUGGAGAGUCGGGGUGUGCCUCCCGGGCCUUACCGGGCCACCAAGUUGUGGAAUGAAGUCACCACAUCUUUUCGAACAGGAAUGCCUCUAAGAAAACAUAGACAACACUUUAAAAAAUAUGGCAAUUGUUUCACAGCAGGAGAAGCAGUGGAUUGGCUUUAUGACCUAUUAAGAAAUAAUAGCAAUUUUGGUCCUGAAGUUACAAGGCAACAGACUAUCCAACUGUUGAGAAAAUUUCUUAAGAAUCACGUAAUUGAAGAUAUCAAAGGCAGAUGGGGAUCAGAAAAUCUUGAUGACAACAAUCAGCUAUUCAGAUUUCCUACAACUUCUCCACUUAAAACUCUUCCACGAAGGCAUCCAGAAUUGAGAAAAAACAGCAUAGAGAACUUUUCCAAAGAUAAAGAUAGUAUUUUUAAAUUACGAAACUUAUCUCGUAGAACUCCUAAAAAGCAUGGAUUACGUUUCUCUCAGGAAAAUACAGAGAAAAUAAAGCACGCAAUAAUCAACGAAGAUCAAGAAAAUUUAGUUGAUGAUAGAGAAAUAAGCCAGGAAGAUGUUGAAGAAGUGUGGCGCUGCAUUAUUCUGAUCUACCUGCAAACUAUUUUAGGUGUGCCAUCGCUAGAAGAAGUCAUAAAUCCAAGACAAGUAAUUCCUCAAUAUAUAAUGUACAACAUGGCCAAUACAAGUAAACAUGGAGUUGUCGUACUACAAGACAAAUCAGAUGACCUUCCUCACUGGGUAUUAUCUGCCAUGAAGUGCCUAGCAAAUUGUAAAUAUUACGAAUUAUUUGUGAACAUUUUGGUUGUUUGUGGCUACAUCACAGUUUCAGAUAGACCCAGUGGGAUACAUAAAAUCCAAGACCAUCCACAGUCUUCAAAAACCCUUCACUUAAACAAUUUGAAUUCCUUCAAAUCAACUGAGUGUCUUCUUCUUAGUCUGCUUCAUAAAGACAAAAACAAAGAAGAAUCAGAUUCUACUGAGAGACUACAGAUAAAUGAUCAAGGAUUUCAAGAAAGAUGUGCUAAGAAAAUGCAGCUAGUUAAUUUAAAAAACAGAAGAGGGAGUGCUAAUGACAUAAUGGGAGGAAGUUGUCAUAAUUUAAUAGGCUUACGUAGUAUGCAUGUUCUAUCCUCUAACAUCAAACCAAGGUGCUAUUCUUUGGAAGGAAUUGUAGAUAUGCCAGGGAAUUCAAGUAAAGAGACGUCCAGUGUCUUCCAUCAAUCUGUUCUGAACAUAGAAGGACGAAAUAAUAAACAAUUUUUACAAUCUGAGUCCAAACAGGAAUUCCUAUUGAAUCUUCAUUCACAGAAAAGUAAUCAAAAGCCAUUCAGUGUUGGUUUUAAGAGAACCUCUACUUUGACUGUUCAAGACCAAGAGGAGUUAUAUAAUGGGAAAUGCAAGUCAAAACAGCUUUGUAGGUCUCAGAGUUUGCUUUUAAGAAGUAGUACAAGAAGGAAUAGUUAUAUCAAUACACCAGUGGCUGAAAUUAUCAUGAAACCAAAUCUUGGACAAGGCAGCACAAGUGUACAAACAGCUAUGGGAAGUGAACUCGGAGAGUCUAGUACCACAAUCAAUAAAAGACUCUGCAAAAGUACAAUAGAACUUACAGAAAAUUCUUUACCUCCAGCUUCUUCUAUGUUGACUGGCACACAAAGUUUGCUGCAACCACAUUUAGAGAGGGUUGCCAUCGAUGCACUACAGUUAUGUUGUUUGUUACUCCCCCCACCAAAUCGUAGAAAGCUUCAACUUUUAAUGCGUAUGAUUUCCCAAAUGAGUCAAAAUGUUGAUAUGCCUAAACUUCAUGAUGCAAUGGGUACAAGAGCACUGAUGAUACAUACUUUUUCUCGGUGUGUGCUAUGCUGUGCCGAAGAAGUGGAUCUUGAUGAGCUUCUUGCUGCAAGAUUAGUUUCUUUCUUAAUGGAUCAUCAUCAGGAAAUUCUUCAAGUACCCUCUUACUUACAGACUGCUGUGGAGAAACAUCUUGACUACUUAAAAAAAGGACAUAUUAAAAAUCCUGGAGAUGAAGAAAUUGCUCCUCUGCCAAUUUAUUCAUACUGUAAGCAGAUUAGCGCUCAGGAGUUUGAUGAACAAAAAGUUUCUACCUCUCAAGCUGCAAUUGCAGAACUUUUAGAGACUAUUAUUAAAAAUAAGAGUUUACCCCUAAAGGAGAAAAGAAGAAAACUAAAACAGUUUCAGAAGGAAUAUCCCUUGAUAUAUCAGAAAAGAUUUCCAACCACAGAAAGCGAAGCAACACUUUUUGGUGACAAACCUACAAUCAAGCAACCAAUGCUGAUUUUAAAAAAACCAAAGUUUCGCAGUCUGAGAUACUAACUGAAUUAAAAAUUAUGUAACUUGUGGAACUUUGAUAUAUGAAGCCAUAUCUGAGAACCUACCUACUAAAAAGGAAGUCUGUUACUAAUAGGGACUUCCUAAAUAAACACAUUAUGCAGGGAGGUGCCAAAAUAGUUGUUUAUCAAUAUGAGAUUGCUAAGAAACUACUAGUUCUCAACUGACAGCACCUAACAAUAGGUGAUACCAAAUAUUUUAACCAGGAACAAUCGUUAGUUUUUAAUACAACUAUCAGGAAAAGGUAUCAUGAUGUGUACUAAAAUUGUAUUUACUUGAAUUUUGAAAACUGAGCUGUGUCCAUCAAGAUUAAGCUGUAAUUCUGUUCUUAAAAGAAAAACUAUAUAUAAGUCCAUAGAUAAUUAGCUGAAGAACUAGUUGUUUAGGGUUACUUCUUUGUUUCUAAGUUUAAGAAUGUGAAGACUAUAUGAAAGCUCAAUGAAUUAAUUCUCAAUUGCUAAAUGUUGCACUCUUUUGUAUAUUCUUUUUCUACUUUUGACCUAUUUAUAUAUAUGUAUGUAUUUUUAAAACAUUUAUAUAUAUUAUAACAUUUUGGUUUUGCCUUAAACAUUAUCCUGACUGCUUUAGUCAUUUGUUCAAUGUAUUUUGAAUUCUUAUUUUCAUAAUCUACUAGAAGGUGGUGAUUUAAAGGAAGUAUAAGGCAAUCAUGUAUUCGUUUAAAAGAUUUAUUUAGCAACUGCUAUGUGCUUUCAUUGUUCCAGAUAUGUGGAAAUAAUGAUGAAUAAAACAAAAUAUCCUCCCUUGAGGUAUUUAUUUUCUAAUCGAGGGAGAUAACCUAUCAGAUGCUUAAAAUAAAAAUAUACUCAGUGAAGUCAAGGUAUAUGGAAUCCUUCAGCUGAAGACUGACUUCUAUGAUUAUGGAAUAGUUCUGUAAGCUAGCCGUUUUUAAGCUGGUAUUCAUUAGAAUCAUGUGGGUAGUUUUAAACAUUUGUAUGCCCAGGGCCUACCUUAUACCAAUUAAAUCUGAAUUUUAGGGGUGUUAUAUAGGCAUCAGUAUUUUUUUUAAUUCUCUAGGUGAUGUCUAAUAUUCAGCCAACUUUGAGAAUCAGUGCCUUAAAUGCUUUUUUAUAAACAUUCAAAUAAAUGUCAAGAUGGGAGCACACUCACUUUGUAUUCAUUGGAAGAAAAUGCCAAGUAUAAAUGCCUCUCAUCUUAACACAAGGUUCUCCAUAUUUCUGCUUGAUUUAUUUGUUACAAACUUGAAGAAAGUUGUCUUCCAUUUUUUAUUCCAAGAUUUUUUAAAUAUCUAUUCCUUAAGUGUAAAGAAAUAUAUAAUGCCUGGGAUGUAAUAGACUCUUAAUGUUUAAUGACU